Molecule: messenger RNA, 591 nt
Organism: Cantharellus anzutake
Lineage: Eukaryota; Fungi; Basidiomycota; Agaricomycetes; Cantharellales; Hydnaceae
Exons: 7
Coding region: 1-591 (196 amino acids)
Source: RefSeq, a predicted model, not a curated record
AUGCCUGGUGCCCACACACACUGCUGGAGGGCACUCCAGGUAGUCACCCUCUGGACUACCACUGUCUAUGCUCCCUGUCAACCAAGACUGGUGAUGUCCAGUGCUUCAAUUCCAAAACCUCUCAAUCUGGCAAGGAUGACCAACUGGCCUGGGAGCCCUUAUGUCAGGGGGGGUAUUUGUCUACCAGUGGAAUGUCUCCUUGACACUCUGGACAGUGUCAUGUUCCAGUACCUGGAAGGCUGCAGUCUUCCAGAUGAUUAUGCUGCUUGGAGGACUCCAAUGUUGGCUGCCACAGGUUCUUACAUGGCUCCUCAUCAAGACCCUCAUGGGGUUGGGACUAUUUUGCAUUGCAAGGCUGGCCACAAGCUACUUUUCUUCCCAAUCAACACGUCCCAACCUCUGAUUGUGACAUUCAAUGAUAUUGAGUCUGAUGGUGCAAUGGGGUUUGAGUACCUCUAUUACCAACCUCAUGAAUACAGCCAUUUCAUCCUUUCCCCAGGGCAAACACUUGCAUGGCUCCAGGGUUGGUCCAUUGGGUGGACCAUCAUCAGCAAUUGCAAGAGGGUGGUGAGACGCAUAGUUGUGGAAUGA